GACGAAUAUGUGUCAAGCGAGAAUUAGUAUAUAAGACCCAAGGUCCUCUUUGAACUUAUUGCUUUUAUACAUUUGGAAAAGGAUUGAGUGCUGGGCUCCAUUUUACCUAUUGUUCAAGUUAUUCAUGCUAAUACUUAUAAAUCGAAAUACGAAUAAUACGAAAUGAAACUUUCAUUGUCUGCAAUUUUUCAUAUUACUUUGUUUGGCAUCACCACUUUUGCUUUGGCUUCUUCAAUUUCCGAACCGACAAAUUCCCUUAAUCAAACAUUUAGUUUGGUGGCCCUCCAUCCUUAUAAGCAAAAUGUUCCAAUGAAUCCGUUAACUAUAGGUCAAUAUGGAUAUGUUUACGCAGAUAGUGGUGUUGGAGCUGGUAGUUUCACACUGAAGAACUCUAAACUGUUUUUUAACGAUGAACACGCUUCACUCGGCAAGAACGGUGCUCUCCUCUUCAAGCCCUCUGGAUCCGCAAUAUCAGGUUUUCAAGCUAAACAAGUAUCUCCAGUUGGUUAUGAGAUUCGACUUAAUAAUACUUUUCCUGUCGCAUGCCCCAUCGCUGAUAUAAGUAAUGUAUAUCAAAUAUAUUAUGAUCAAGGAAACGCUAGCCACAAUUGCAUGGGCGUUGUGAUUCACGCUAAUAUUUUUUGAAUAUUUUCUUUAAAAUAUAUCGGAAAUUUCUAUCUUCACUAAACUGUAGACUCGCAUAAUACGUUUAAUGUCGUAUCGAGUGGUGUCCAACCUCAAGUAUCCGCAAAAUUCUUUGUCUCUAGACAAUCAUACGGUUGGAUAAAUAAUUUUAAAGUAUAUACCAUUGUCUAUGGUAAUCUAAAUUAUUAGAAAUCGUUGACCGUAAUAUACGGAAAUUUUCUAUUAUCAAUAUGGCUUAAUGGCUGCCGAACUUCUUAAUUGGCAUUAUUUCUAUUGUUUUUCUAUGAAGUUGCUGCUUUUAGUAGAACAUUUAUUCUUUUGGUUUUAGAACAAUACUUUUGGCUCGGAUUUAUCUACAGAAUUUUGAACUUUCUUUCCACUACCAAAGGGAACAAACUGUUUAGGUAAAAAACUUUGACAUUAUUCGAAACAAUAAGCUUCUCUUGAAGAGUGAAAGAAAAACUAAAACAUUAUGGUUAUAGCCACCUCUUACUGGAUUUCCCCGUCCUCUCGAAGUAUAGUAGACAGAGAUCCCGUUUUCAUAGAAAAAAUUCUACCUUACGUGAAUGAAUAAAAAAGAUUGAAUUAUUUUGUGCUCAAUGUUAAUUAGUUGAUUAGUAACAAAAUUGGGGUGAAC
Schizosaccharomyces octosporus yFS286 is the source of this 1282-nucleotide messenger RNA. RefSeq names its product But2 family protein. NCBI's taxonomy places the organism in Eukaryota, Fungi, Ascomycota, Schizosaccharomycetes, Schizosaccharomycetales, Schizosaccharomycetaceae. The transcript has a single exon. Bases 163 to 645 code for a protein of 160 amino acids. The record is from RefSeq and is a predicted model, not a curated record.